CCUGAGAUUGGCGGAGGUGAUUGCAGUGAUGGUGGGGGUGGUGGCGACGGUAGCGGCACUGGUGGUAACAGUGGAGAAGUAAAAGAGAACGAUGGAGAUGAAGAGUUCAAGGUUUUGUUGGAUUUUGAAGCGGUUAUGAAGGAAGCGGAAGCAUGUGGUGUGAAGCUUCCAUUGGAUAUGGUGGAGGCAGUGAAGACCAUCGGCAUUCGAAAAAAUUUCCUUCAACGUUACUUGGACUUACAUGGAUUGACUUGGUCAGUAUGGCUAUCGUGUGUGAUGAAGCACUGCUCUAUUAUGAGAAAUUGAAUGCUUGUUGACCCUCGUUUUCUAUUUAAAGUUGGAAUUAAGGCACGGCAUACUUUCCUUCAGGGAUGAUACUAAGCUCGAGAAAGGAGGACCUAUAUCAGCACGGCUUCUGCAAGCUAUUGAAGGAUCGCAGGUUCUAAUUGUGGUCUUCUCAAUGGACUAUGCUUCAUCCACAUGGUGCUUGCAAGAACUCGCGCAGAUAGCUGAUUGCAUUCAAAUACCGGGACACCGUGUUCUGCCUGUAUUCUAUAAUGUGAGUCCAUCUGAGGUCAGAAAGCAAAGUGGAAAUUAUGAAAAAGCCUUUAUGGAACAUGAAGAAAGAUUCAAAGAUGAUGCAGAGAUGAUGGAGCAAGUGCUAAGAUGGAGGGCAGCUCUAACACAAGUAGCCAAUCUCUCUGGCUGGGAUGUGAAGGAUAAGUCACAAUCUGCUGAGAUUGAAAAUAUUGUCAAAGUGGUAACAAGCAUUCUGAGUCCCAAACAAUCAUCAAGUGUAUCUAAUGAUAUAGUUGGGAUGCAUUCCCCUGUACAAGAAUUAGAAAAGCUUCUAGUUUUGGACUCAGAUGAUGAUGUUCGAGUUGUAGGGAUUUGUGGAAUGGGUGGCAUAGGAAAGUCAACUCUUGCCACCAUCUUAUAUGAAAAAAUCUCACAUCAAUAUGAUGCUUCAUGUUUUGUAGAUGAUGUAAGUAGAAUUUACGAAGGUUAUGGUCCACUUGGUGUACAAAAGCAACUUCUUUGUCAAGCUUUCAUGGAAGAAAAUUUUCCAACGUGCAAUCUUUCAUUGGCAAAUAAUCUGAUUCAAACUAGGUUACGGCAUAGAAAGGUUCUGAUAGUUCUUGAUAAUGUUGAUCAAGGGAUUCAAUUGGAGAAGUUGGCUAUAAAACCGGAACGGCUAGGCAGAGGAAGUAGAAUGAUCAUAGUUUCCAGAGAUGAGCAUAUAUUGAGAGAGUAUGGAGUGGACGACGUUUACAAAGUUAAACUCUUAAAUGAUGAGAAUGCUCUCUAAUUGUUUUGCAGAAAAGCUUUCAAAUGUAAUCAUGUUGCAAAAGAUUAUGAAAACCUGACAAAUUCUGUGUUAACAUAUGCUAAUGGACUUCCGUUAGCAAUUAGAGUAUUGGGCUCAUUUUUGUUUGGGCGAGAUGUCUCUGAGUGGAGUAGUGCAUUGGUUAGACUGAAAGAAAAUCCAACAAAAGAUAUCAUGGAUGUGCUACGAAUCAGUUUUGAUGGACUUGAGAAUAUGGAAAAAGAAAUAUUUCUUGAAAUUGCAUGUUUCUUUCACAAUGAGUUUGUAGGAUAUGUAAAGGAUAUUUUGAAUAUUCGAGGUUUUUAUGCUGAUAUUGGUAUAAGAAUUCUUAUUGAUAAAUC
Molecule: messenger RNA, 1668 nt
Organism: Arachis ipaensis
Lineage: Eukaryota; Viridiplantae; Streptophyta; Magnoliopsida; Fabales; Fabaceae
Source: RefSeq, a predicted model, not a curated record